AUGGAUAGAUGGCACUCUGACAAAGAUGGUUCUGCUUCUGUUGCUGCCAAAAUAAUUCUGGAAGAGUUGAUAUUGAUCGAGAAGUCCCAUUGUGCUCAUCUUGCGUUUUUACAACAGGGUUACCGUAACCGACUUCUACAAGAAAACAUACUUCUCGAAGCAGAUUUGAAUCGUUUGAUACCGGAUGUACUGGAUGCGUUACUUGUCUUUCAUCUGAACCUACUCGAUCGGCUAACCACUCGACAACGGGAAUCCGAUGAAGUGGAGACGAUUUCGGAUAUUUUGGCCGAAGAGGUGUGGUUUCAGUGUGACUAG
This is a messenger RNA of Cooperia oncophora, 315 nucleotides long. The record is from the annotation of a GenBank genome assembly. Lineage: Eukaryota; Metazoa; Nematoda; Chromadorea; Rhabditida; Trichostrongylidae.